GUGUCUGUUAGCGAUGCGUACCCAACAGAGUUGCUAACGAUACUAUCGAAAAGAGACAAACGCGACGACAUCAAACAACUUUAGAGAGCAUAAAAACAUUUGUGGAAAAUUUCCCAUGCUGUCGAGAGUUUUCCUCCAAAGUGUGUAGAGAACCGGGAACGUGUGAACAACAUAACGGCAGCCAACGCGCGCGUGUAAAACAACACACACACAUACAUAUACAGCAAGUAACCAAACACAUGGGAACCUUAUCAAUUGGCAGUGAAAUGAGGAAAACGUUUGGAAAUUAUGUGAACAGGUGCAGCGCACGCGCCCUGAGGAGUUAAGCAAGUGCUAUGCUGUUUUCGUCUCAAAUGAGGGCAGAACUGUACCGCUAUGGCGACAAAAAGCUGGACGUGGUGAUGAUCAAGUUGUGAUAUGGGACUAUCAUGUAUUCUUUAUGCAUAAUCCCUUGCCAAACCGCUGUUUGGUAUAUGACUUGGAUACUACACUCCCGUUUCCAACAUAUUUUCAUAAGUACGUUACUGAAACUUUUCGGUCAGAUCUCGCACUACGACCUGAGCAUCACAGAUUUUUCAGAGUCAUACCUGCUGAUACAUAUCUAAUUGAAUUCUCAUCGGAUCGUCGGCACAUGCGCCGACCAGAUGGUAGCUGGAUUAAGCCGCCGCCAUCAUAUCCACCCAUCCUAUCGAAUACUAACAUGCAUUGUUUGGGCGACUUUAUUUGCAUGAGCGCUGGCAAAGGACCCGGCGCCGUCUACAGCCUCUCCGAGUUUGUGCAAUACUUUUAUAAGUCACCGCACGUUGUGGCACAACACAACAAAUAAAUUAUCAAUUAUCAC
Molecule: messenger RNA, 841 nt
Organism: Drosophila arizonae
Lineage: Eukaryota; Metazoa; Arthropoda; Insecta; Diptera; Drosophilidae
Gene: tun
Product: N-terminal glutamine amidase tungus
Cellular component (GO): nucleus; cytosol
Molecular function (GO): protein-N-terminal glutamine amidohydrolase activity; protein-N-terminal asparagine amidohydrolase activity
Source: RefSeq, a predicted model, not a curated record